CCUCGCGAAGGUGCUGCCAUUUGUGCCGCGGCGCGCUCUCGGGGAGACACGCAUCGCCGCGAACAGGCCGGUUGUCACGUGUGCGUUGUGUGCGUUGCGGAACUGCAAGGGCUGCCCUUGUUACUAUUUCUGACUGCUGCAAAGGGCUGCCACUUGUAAACUAUUCCUCAGUAAACGCCGUCGCCGCGCGCGCAUAACUCAUGGCGCGAAAAUCGGACAGAAGCCGCCGCGACGCCGCGCCGGCGCGCGGCCGGACCAUGAAUGUGGACCGGCCGACGGAGCGCGACGCGCCGCCCGUAGCCAAACGGGGCACGAGCCGCGAGGGCCUCUACCUCGACCAGGUCUUCCCGGGCGUGCCGCAGCGCAUCGAGAUCAUAGAAGAAAAGCUCGGCAACUCGCCCGGCAGCCGGCACUCGCCCGUCGUGCCCGCGGAUAAAAAACAAAUCGCGACGCCGGAGAAGGCGCCGCCACCCAUACCGGCGCUGACGCCGGACAAGCCGGACAAGCCGGCGUCGGUCCAGAAGCCCUCGCCGAUGGAGAAGCGGUACGCGGAACUCGCGGAGCCCGAGCGCUACGACGCGCCGCCGUCGCCCGCGCGAGUACGCCUCGAGGAGCGGUGCUGGCCGUCUUCCCAGAGACGGCGGCGCGCCCCAUCGCCGCCGCCGGCGCCCGGCUCGCCGGCGUCGCCGUUGGAACGCGCAUCGUUGCUGAACGCCGCGCCGGCCGUCGACAGCCCCCGAGAGGAUGCGCCGGAGCCGCUCUUCUGCGGCUUCUUCCUGGGGGGCGGCGCCGCGACGUCGUCGAACGACUGCACCUACUUCUGGGGCGCCCCGGCCGCGCCGAGCCACUCGGGCUGCUUCAACCCGUUCAGCAACGGCCUGUCGGACGACGAGGAGAGCGUAAGUUAGAGCGUUAG
Messenger RNA from Pelagomonas calceolata, 916 nucleotides. NCBI's taxonomy places the organism in Eukaryota, Pelagophyceae, Pelagomonadales, Pelagomonadaceae. The record is from the annotation of a GenBank genome assembly.